AUACCAUGUGCUAUUGUUGCCACAUAUAAGAAUUCAUCACAAAAUCCAAAAUAACGAAACCAAACAAAACAAAUAUUUUCUUAUAUCUCUGUUGCCAUGAAGCUGACCGGAACCCUAGUUAUCUGCACAUGGCUUCUCGUGGCAUGGCAGCCACGGCUGACGAUGUUGCCGUCCUCGACACCUCCGGCCAGCCUCUCCUCCGCGGUGUGGAGUACUACAUCAAGCCCGCCGUCACCGGAGAUGGCGGCAACUUCACCCUGGUUGACCGGAAUGGCUCGUGCCCGUUCUAUGUCGGUCAAGAAAAUGCUACUUCAACCGGCGGGAUCCCCGUCACCUUUUCGCCUUACAUGGAGGAAGAAAGCGUGGUGAGAGAGUUGAGGAAUUUCAAGGUCGAGUUCUCCGGGAACACGACGUGUAAUCAGUCGACGGUGUGGAAGGUCGGCGAGGUCGAUCUGGUGACCGAAACCAGAUUGAUUGGGACGGGAGAUAACGCGAGUUUUCUAAACUACUUUUCGGUUGACAAAGGGGAAGAAGAACCACUGGUUAAUGGCUCUUAUGGCUUGAGAUGGUGUCCUACUCAACUGUGCCCUUAUUGCAGGUUCGCAUGUGCGUAUGUCGAUGUUUUGGUUGAGAAUGGUACGCGGUUGUUGUCGUUGAACGAAACUGCUGCUUUCCCUGUCGUGUUUGAGCGAGCUACAAUAUAAUUAAAUAGUAGUCUUAUAUGGAAAUGAGGUUGUGAUCUUAGUAAUAUUAUUUAUUAAUGUGGUCUAUUAAUAGUGAAUAAAUUAGAAUUUUGAAUAAAGCUAUAUAUAGUAGUAGCUAUAUAAUAGCAGGCAUGUGAGCAUACGCUUGUUAAUUGAUCAGGACUUCAUCUCUUGUAUAUGUCUAUUCUUACAUUGUUAUUUGUAUCAAUAAAUAAAUAUUUAUUCAUUAUUUUUUUAAUGAAA
This is a messenger RNA of Morus notabilis, 947 nucleotides long. RefSeq names its product kunitz trypsin inhibitor 2. The record is from RefSeq and is a predicted model, not a curated record. Bases 129 to 704 code for a protein of 191 amino acids. Lineage: Eukaryota; Viridiplantae; Streptophyta; Magnoliopsida; Rosales; Moraceae. The transcript has a single exon. Gene Ontology annotation, molecular function: endopeptidase inhibitor activity.